CUCUCUUCCCCCGUCCGGCGGAUCCCAUCGCCCUCCCGCGCUGCUCUACCACUUCCACAUACGUACGCGCCCGGCGCGGAGCCGCUCGGCUCGGUUCGCCACCUCCCUCCCACUCUCUCUCACUGGCACUGGCUAGCUCGUCUCACUCUCCCUCGCUGAUGCCUAUAACUCCCCGCGCCACGCACCUCUCUUUCCCCCUCCCCGCGUUCCCACACCGCCACGCGCAUACAGACUCCACGGCCCCGCACUGUUCCUCGAGCUGGAGCGUGGGCUCGCGUAGCCUCGCCCGUUCAUGAGCGGCGGCGAGUCGGCGGCCUCGCGCGAGGGGGAUUGUAGGCAAUGAGGCUGUACAUCACGGCGGCGGCCGCCGACGACGACGCGACGAAGCCGAAGGCGCCGCAGCAGCUGCAGGCGGCGCGGCGAGGUUACCGUUCCGUUGUGGUCACGGGGCUCCUGGCCGGCGUUCUCCUCUUCCGCGCCGCGCUCCUCGCCAUCGAGACCGGCGCCUCCCUCUGCCCUUCCGCCACCGGUUGCUCGGACUGGAGCGCGGGGCUCGGGCGCUGGCUCUACGGCGGCGGCGGCGACGCGACGGAGGAAUUUAUGAAAGAGUGGAAGAGAAGCCACAGGGUAGCUACCCUGUUGGACCCCGUGGUGGUGGAAGCGGCACCAGAUUCCUUGGACGAUCUCAUGGUGGAGAUGGACACCAUUCUGGCGUCCUAUGAUCGGCUUGACAUGGAGGCCGUGGUGGUCAAGAUAAUGGCCAUGCUGCUAAAGAUGGACCGGAAGCUCAAGUCGUCAAGAAUCCGAACUCUGUUCAACCGGCACCUGGCCUCGCUCGGCAUCCCCAAGAGCAUGCACUGCCUGGCGCUGCGGCUGGCCGAGGAGUUCGCGGUGAACUCCGCGGCCCGCUCCCCGGUACCGUUGCCGCAGUACGCCCCUCGCCUCACCGACGCCUCUCGCAUCCACGUCUGCCUCGUCACCGACAACGUUCUUGCGGCCGCCGUCGCCGUGGCGUCUGCCGUCCGGAGCUCGGCCGGUCCGUCGAGGCUCGUGUUCCACGUCGUCACCGACAAGAAGAGCUACGUCCCGAUGCACUCGUGGUUCGCGCUGCACCCGGUCUCUCCGGCGGUCGUCGAGGUCAAGGGCCUCCACCAGUUCGACUGGCGCGACGGCGAUGCCAUCGCCUCUGUCAUGAGGACCAUCGACGAGGUCCAGAAGAGCUCGCUGGAUUACCACCAGCUGUGUGAUGGAUCGGUGGAGAGGGAGUACAGAAGGCUUGAGGCCACCAAGCCAAGCACGUUUUCGAUCCUCAACUAUCUCAAAAUCCAUCUCCCAGAGUUCUUCCCGGAGCUCCCGAGGGUGAUACUGCUCGACGACGACGUCUUGGUGCGCAAGGAUCUGGCCGGGCUGUGGGAGCAGGAUCUGGACGGGAACAUCAUGGGCGCGGUCGGCGCGCACCGGCCCGGCGCAGACGGUGGCAUCUGCAUCGAGAGGACGCUCAGCGAGCACCUCAACUUCUCUGACCCUGCAGUGUCGUCGCUAGGCCUCGACGGUUCGAACUGCACGUGGUCUUGGGGCGCCACCAUCGUCGACCUCGACGCUUGGCGAGGAGCGAACGUCACCGAGACGUACCAGCUAUGGCUGCAAAAGAACCGCGAAUCGGGGUUCAGGCUGUGGAAGAUGGGAUCGCUGCCGCCGGCUCUGAUAGCGUUCGACGGCCGGGUGCAGGCGAUCGAGCCGCUGUGGCACCUGCCGGACCUCGGCUGGCGCAUGCCCGACGCCGAGCUGCUGCAGCUCUCCGCCGUCCUGCAUUUCAGCGGGCCGCGGAAGCCGUGGCUGGAGGUGGCGUUCCCGGAGCUGCGGGAGCUGUGGCUCGGGCACUUGAAUAACUCGGACAGCUUCCUACGAGGCUGUGGCGUAGUGGAAUGACGGUAAUGGAACAGGGAGAAGAUUCAAGCUGGAAAAGGGGAUACGUACAGUGAUCCGGUGCAAGAAUCGGGUGCGGCGCUGGGUUUGUGAGGAGAGGGAAGUAGGUGCUGCCUUCAGCCUUUCCUCGACCUGGCUCUGCCAUGUUUGCUGGUUUAAUGCCACUGAGUAGAAACUACUCAUGGCGUAUACAUAUAUAUAACUGGGAUAUUUAUUUGUUAUUAGUUACAAAACGGAAAGUGGAAAUUGCAGAAGUUGUAGCCACGAGAUAAUUUUUCUUUGGCUCCAAUGAUGAACUCACUGUAUGGAACUAUGGUUCAUUUAAGAGUCAAAUACAUUACUGGUA
Aegilops tauschii subsp. strangulata is the source of this 2272-nucleotide messenger RNA. RefSeq names its product probable galacturonosyltransferase 15. The record is from RefSeq and is a predicted model, not a curated record. Gene Ontology annotation, molecular function: polygalacturonate 4-alpha-galacturonosyltransferase activity. NCBI's taxonomy places the organism in Eukaryota, Viridiplantae, Streptophyta, Magnoliopsida, Poales, Poaceae.